Molecule: messenger RNA, 1203 nt
Organism: Penicillium cosmopolitanum
Lineage: Eukaryota; Fungi; Ascomycota; Eurotiomycetes; Eurotiales; Aspergillaceae
Product: CFEM domain-containing protein
Exons: 8
Coding region: 1-1203 (400 amino acids)
Source: RefSeq, a predicted model, not a curated record
AUGCCAUCCUGCGCACUAGAGUGCAUGGCUAUUGGAAUCGAAGAUUCGCUCUGCACUUUGACCAAUACCACUUGUAUCUGCGCAGAUGCCUCGCUGCAAGCCAAUUUGACAGCUUGUGUGCAAAUGACCUGCACCGUCAAGGAUAGUCUAACUACGGCAAACACUACGAGUACCAUGUGCCAUAGCCCAAUCCGCAACAAGGCCAAUGUCAUCACCAUCACAAAUUCGGUGUUUGGGGGGUUAGCAAUUGUUGCAACCAUUAUUCGAAGUCUAGAGUUCCGCAAACAUUUUGGUCUAGAAGACAUUUUUGUGAUAUUUGGACUACUUUUUAGUUGUGGGAUGGGUAUACUGGAAUUUUUCAUGAUUGAUGCCGGUUACGGACGAGAUAUCUGGACAAUAUCUUUCUCAAAUAUUACCCUUAUCCUGAAGUACAAUUGGAUUGUCGAGAUGCUCUAUGUUGGCGCCAUUACCUCUAUCAAGAUGGCCUUCCUCAAUCUCUAUCUCAAUAUUUUCCCGAAUUUCGGCCUUCGAAAUGCGAUAUACAUCGUGAUGGGAAUAGUGGUCGCUUUUCUCUUCGCCUUUUUCUUCGGAGUUUGUUUCAACUGUUUACCUGUGUCUUACAUUUGGACCUCCUGGACAGGUGAGACCACGGGUAAUUGUCUCGAUUUCAAUAGCUUUGGGAUUGCGUGCGCAGUGAUCAAUAUCGUUCUCGAUGUGACAGUCAUGGCCUUACCUCUCCAUGAGAUCAUGAAGCUGAACCUUAGGCCAAUGAAGAAGCUUUUAGUCAUGCUUAUGUUUUGCACGGGAUUUUUCAUCACCAUUGUAAGCAUCAUUCGCCUCAAGUCAGUGGUGACAUUUGCCCAUACAACCAAUGCAACCUAUGAUUAUGUACCAGUUGCAUAUUGGUCACUCAUCGAAAGCUACACAGCAGUUAUCUGUGUCAGCAUGCCGGCAAUUCGCCGGUUGUUUAAUCGCUUCCUCUAUACCUGUUUUGGCAUUCAAAACUCGCAUCAGGUCGAAUCAGAAAUCUCUGAUGGAAAUCAGGGGCUACAGCGUCCUACCUGCCCCAAAAUUCUCUCAAUUGGGGGGAAUAUCAAGGCAUCCUCUAGUCAGGAGCCUCUAUCUCGUCAAGAUUCCGAUUUGGUGGAGCUGGUGAAUGUUGACACAUACUUGAAAAAGAAUGAGCGGAGCUCUGCGAUUUAA